AUGGCUCCCUCAACAAAAGUACAAGCGCGGCCUGCCCCUGGCAAACAACUACUUCACGAUGCCUCCGAUUUUCCAGAUCAGUCGUCCAAUUCUUCGUCCGAGGGAUCAGGAUCUGAGUCCGACUCCCUCGACAGCGACUCUCUCGACAGCCAUGGCUCGCGAAAACGUAGGAAAGUCGCUCCAGCGAUCGAGAUGGAAGAAGAUGCCACCUUCAAAUCUGCUCUCUCUGUACCUUCGCGGUUCAAAUCCAAGAUUCAGGCUCCGACUCUGGUUCAAGAAGAUGUGACAGAGAAGCAUGCAGAGAAUGCAGGCAUUUCAGUCUCAGUCGAUCGCCAAACGAGCUUUGCCUCGCUGGACGUAAAACCCUGGCUUGUGGGCGCGUUGGAGAGAAUGGCCAUUAAUCGACCGACGGGCAUUCAGAAAGGCUGUAUCCCGGAGAUACUCAAGGGGAGGGAUUGUAUUGGAGGGAGCAGGACUGGAUCCGGAAAGACGGUGGCUUUUGCGGUGCCCAUUUUGCAGACGUGGGCGGAGGACCCAUUUGGGAUAUUUGCUGUCGUUUUGACACCGACUAGGGAGCUUGCGCUGCAAAUCUACGAGCAGAUCAAAGCCAUCUCCUCGCCUCAGCAACUAAAAGCCGUACUCAUCACAGGAGGCUCAGACAUGCGACCACAAGCCACUGCACUCGCCCAACGCCCACACAUCGUAAUCGCUACUCCCGGCCGACUGGCAGACCAUAUAAGAACUUCGGGCGAAGAUACCAUCUGCGGGCUUCGCCGUGUACGCAUGGUCGUCCUCGAUGAAGCCGAUAGGUUACUUGCCAGUGGGAGCGUGGGCAGCAUGCUUCCAGAUGUCGAAGAAUGCUUCUCCAUCCUACCUUCACCUGCGAAGCGACAAACCCUCCUCUUCACAGCUACCAUUACCCCGGAAGUGCGCGCGCUCAAGGAUAUGCCUCGGACGCCUGGGAAACCACCUGUGUUUGUCUGUGAAGUCGACACGCAGAAACUCGCUAUUCCGGCGCAGCUACGUCAAAUGCAUCUCCAAGUUCCAGUCACACACCGCGAACACUACCUCCACAUGUUCCUGCUCACAGAUGUCAACCUGCAGAAAUCGGUCAUUAUAUUUUGCAACCGAACGGCUACGGCCGACUACCUGACCCACCUGCUACGGCUGCUGGAGCACAGAGUAACAGCCUUGCACUCCAAACUUCCCCAGCGCCAACGAAUCGAUAACCUCGGCCGUUUCCGCGCCUCGGCCGCCCGCAUCCUGGUCGCAACAGACGUCGCAGCGCGUGGUCUCGACAUCCCAGAAGUCGGCCUCGUCAUCAACUAUGACAUCCCCCGCGACCCCGACGAUUACAUCCACCGCGUCGGCCGUACCGCUCGUGCGGGCCGAAAAGGAGACGCGGUAACAUUCGUAGGGCAGAGGGACGUGCAGCUCGUACAGGCCAUCGAGGGUAGAGUGGGCAGGGAACUGGAGAGAUGGGAGGAGGAGGGCGUGAAUCUUGAGACGCGGGUUGUCAGGGAAGCGCUGAAGCUGGUGGGUGAGAAGAAGAGGGAGGCCAUGCUGGAGAUUGAGGAGGGCAGAGAGCCGCAUCAGCAGCAAGUCCUCGUCGUACCGCUCGCAAAAGGCCACGGCGCGGGACUUGAGCUUGCUGGAGAAGUUGGGUAUUGGAACUGCCCUUGUCGCGACUCCUACGUCAAUCCCCCAACAGACGAUGCCUACAGGGCCAUCUGCAAAAAGCGUGGCCAGCAACCCUCCUCCGAGGUCCUAUCCGACGGUACGCUUGCGCACUGGAUUGGCAAGCCCCACGCUUCCAAUCUGCUCAUCAACUUCCACGGCGGCGGGUUUGUGAUGCCAGCGAGCGAAUGCAUGGUGGAUUUCAUGUUCCAGGUCGUCGGUGUGCUGGAGCGGGAGGGGAAAGAUGCGAGUUGUUUGUUCUUGAGCUACGAUCUAGCACCCGGUGCCAUCUACCCUCGCCAGCUGCAGCAGGCCGCUUCCCUACUAAACCACGUCCUACACACGCUGCACUACGCUCCCUCCUCGAUCGUCAUCUCCGGUGACUCAGCGGGCGCCAACCUCUGCGUGGCCCUCCUCUCGCACAUCUCGCACCCGCACCCCUCUGCCUCCCUCCCCAUCCCGGCAGUCACCCUCCCCGAGAAGCAAAAGUUCAAGGGCAUCGUGCUCAUCAGCCCCUGGAUCUCCUUCGACACAGCCGCCCGGUCCUACGUCGAGAACGCGUGGAAGGACUGCGUGUCCAUCCCCUCCGGCACGUCCUGGUCCAGCGCCUUCAUGGGCUCCCCAUGGCCCCACCACGAUGGCAAGGAUAGCUACAACGAGGCGCUAUCCGCGCAGCCGGAGUGGUGGACCGGGCUGCCGGUCAGCAAGAUGCUGAUCCUGGGUGGAAGGGAAGAGGUCUUGCGUGACAGCAUCAUCGACUUUGCGGCGAAGGUCCGCGCGGGAACUGAGGGCGCGGGUGACGACGCCAUGGGCCUCGAGUUUCACGUGCUGGCUGGCGAGUAUCACGACCAGCCGAACCUUGAUCUGCAGAUAGGGUAUAAGGAGAAGGACGAGGGGGUAAUGGCGAAGAUGGUGAAGAGUUGGAUCGCUAGUAACUUUUAA
Molecule: messenger RNA, 2619 nt
Organism: Drepanopeziza brunnea f. sp. 'multigermtubi' MB_m1
Lineage: Eukaryota; Fungi; Ascomycota; Leotiomycetes; Helotiales; Drepanopezizaceae
Source: RefSeq, a predicted model, not a curated record